Molecule: messenger RNA, 594 nt
Organism: Gasterosteus aculeatus aculeatus (three-spined stickleback)
Lineage: Eukaryota; Metazoa; Chordata; Actinopteri; Perciformes; Gasterosteidae
Product: little elongation complex subunit 2-like
Biological process (GO): snRNA transcription by RNA polymerase III; positive regulation of transcription by RNA polymerase III; snRNA transcription by RNA polymerase II
Cellular component (GO): transcription elongation factor complex
Source: RefSeq, a predicted model, not a curated record
GCACUAUGAAUGGGACUGUGAUGUGAAGGUCACGAUGUGCACGCUCCUUAGACCUUGUCCCUUUCUCCGUGCAUCUCUCACCCUCCCGCUCUGUCUCUGCAGCUCACAUCAAUGCGCACACUUCAAAAAAGCUUUGCUGAGGAGGCUGCCUGACGACUGGAAACAGAACGUCUCCUGUGGCUUCAAGCCGUCCAAGUCCCUGAAUAUUCUGCACCAUCUACUGAAAAAGCUCACUGGGUUGGAGGAAGGACGGUACCUGAUUGCACACAAGGCGGGAGAACCAUUCGCCACCCUAUUAAAAGCGGCUAAUGGGAAAGCGAGUCGGGGGGCGUACGACCUGCAGAAGCUCCACAACUCAGUCCCCCGUCCCCUGGCCCCCGGGCUCGUGCCCUGGAUACCUGUCGAUCCAGCUGUGGUCAUGUCCUUCCACAAGAAGCACAGGCGUGUUCCCUGCAAAUUUUCACCAAAGCUCCUCGGACAAGUGUGUAGUGAACUUGCGUCACCAGCGUUGAAAGAUGAAACGGUAAAAAAAGAAAAGAAAACCGCCCUGGAGGUCAUGAGCCGACAACUGAGCUGACAGAUUGGACAAAUAGG